Molecule: messenger RNA, 957 nt
Organism: Saccostrea echinata
Lineage: Eukaryota; Metazoa; Mollusca; Bivalvia; Ostreida; Ostreidae
Product: U11/U12 small nuclear ribonucleoprotein 25 kDa protein-like
Exons: 6
Coding region: 89-691 (200 amino acids)
Biological process (GO): mRNA splicing, via spliceosome
Cellular component (GO): U12-type spliceosomal complex
Molecular function (GO): protein binding
Source: RefSeq, a predicted model, not a curated record
AAAGAAGGAAGACCACACGUCUUGUUUCUGGAACUGGCAUGGCAUUAGAUAUGAGAUAAUUAAAUUGAAUCAGAAGAAUAACACUAUAAUGUCCAAAAAUAAUUGGAACCAUCCAACUGAUUUAGAAGAACCAGGCACAAGUAAAGAUGCAACAGACACAAGUAAAGACAUGGCAGACACAAGUAAAGACACAGCAGAGUCAAGUAAUGAAGUAGAGAAAAGUUAUGGGGAAGAUGGAGAAGUAGAGGAAAUGGAUUCCUCAGAACUGGUGCUCUCACAUCAGGAGGCCAUGUCAAAAGUAGAGGCAGCUAUUGAUGAUAUAGUCUCCAAAGAUCCCCUUCUAUAUGACCUUCCACCAGAGGUGACCUUGGAGGAAAUAAAUUCCUUUAUUGCCCUGGAGCAUGGUCAGGCUAUAGUGGUUAAUGUCAGAAGAGCUGAUGGAGAAGUCCUGUCUGUGGUAGUGGUUCAGAAUGGCACUGUCCUUGACCUUAAACAUGCCAUUAAACGUCACAUGACCUUGAAGCUGUCUCGCAGCAAAGGAAAGAAGCACAUCAGUUGGAAGUAUAUUUGGAAAAGAUAUUGGCUGUAUUUUGAAGGGCAGAAACUCAAUGAAGAUAAGAAGCCUCUAAAAGAAUAUGGCAUCAGAAACCGAGAUGAAGUGACAUUUAUAAAAAGACUAAAGGAAAGGUGACAAAGUGAAAAUACUUUGGAAGCAUUCAAAAUAACAAUACAUGUCUGACCAACUUGCUGCCUUAUUUUCAAGGGAAACAACUCUAGUGUCGGACAAGAGCAGUCCCAAGCUCCCUAGGCAUUUGUGUGCCCACCAGUGGACAUGCUUUUAUCAUGGCACUGCUGAUAUACAUGUACAUUGUAUUGUGUAAUCUGUAGGAAAAAUACAUGUAUUAAAAUUCCAGAUGUAUAUUAUUACAGAUUGCUUUAUUACAGUGAUUUGUUAGC